GUAGUACUUUUUUAUUUUUGCCAUAUCAUGAUAUUACAUCUUAACAGCCACUAGGUGGCGCUCCAUCACUGUCAUUUGAUUUAGUAGAGACCUGUGAACUGGACAUAAUCAGCUACAGCAAGCUGAAUAGCAGACACAAUGAUUUAAUGUGAAUUUGAUGUUUUUUGUUUGUUUGUUUGUUUGUUUGUUUUUAAUGAAUAUAAUGUAAAUUACGUGGCCUGGUUAACUGCACUAACACAUAAAGACCAUUAUUAAUUUUACAAUGUUUAAAAUGUUGAAGGGUUUUGAAGGAUUUUCAAUCAAAGACACAAAGUAUUUAGGUCUUCAUUUAACAAAAAAUGUAGUAACCAGACAACAGACAAGAUCUCCUCUCUAAAGCGGAAGGUCUUUCUCACUUUGUGUGUAUCCUUCACUUUCUUUAUAUGUGAAUGAUUGUACUGCUAAAUCUGGCAAUAAAAUUUUCCUCAAAUUUAUAUGCAAAAACAGGUCUCAUAAUCUUAAAAAAUCAGUGAUUUCCAACUGUAGAAGUGACGGAGGACUAUAAAGUGGUAAUAACACCAUUAAUGUGUUUAAAAUAAAUUGGAUUAGAAAUUGGUUUUUUUAUUCCUAAUUAUAUCUUUAAUAAAAUUGGAAGCCUCCCUUUAAUCUUAAAAUGCAAUAGGCCUAAUAUAUAAAUAAAUUAUUUAUAAAUAAAACCCCAUUUAUAAUAUAUUCAAAAUAAAAUACUUUGGCAUAUUUUGUCAAUGAUCCAUAUAACAAAACCCAUUGGAAAACCAUUACAAUGAACGUUUAUUUUAGUCUACAGCUGAAAAUGUUCUGAAAUCAACAGACACACCUGUAGUUUUGAUGUUAGUAUUUACUUUUCAAGCAUGCAAUAUUUUCAGUCUGUUGCCCGAGAGUCACUGUGGUAUAAACAAUACAGGAAGCUAUUCUUUUGUAAUGAGACGACCUCAAAAAAGGAUAUGACAUCACAGAUAGGACCCCUGUAGACCCUCAUGACUGUGUGUAAAGGUUAGUAAAUCUCUUAAAAAUAAUUUCUAUAAUAUGGCAUGAUUAGUUUAGAUUCACAUGUCAAAUCAUAAAAUCUCCCCAAAAAGGACAUGGAAGGACAUCCUAUAUUUGUUAACAUUUGGGACAAAUUCAAAUUCACAUCAUUACAACAACAGAGUUCUGCAGUUUUCACUGUAUAAUGUUAAAUCAUGAGUCAAUUUCACAAAAUGCCACAUUACACAUCUCACACAACUCAAACCUUCAACUAAUCAGCAAAUGAAGUUCACUAUUGAUUAUAGACAUUAUUUUCAACAUCUUGGACAUCCUCAUUUGCCUUUGACCCAUUUAACACUAUAGUAUUUGUUACUCUGUGUGGUUCAUGCUAUAGGCUCACAGAAACUCUUGAUGUUUGUCCAUCUAUCAGACCAAAACCACAUUUCUUUCCAGAUCUAAAGGACUCGGACCACAUCAGGUUUCGUUUUGACUCGAAACUGAACUUGUAGAGCGGAAAAUAAUGCAUUCAGUGGAACCAUUUUUCACAAGAAAAACUCUAAGACGUCUUCUGUACGGGUGUGUUUGGUGUCGGGACAGGUGAAAUCAAAAGGGUAACAGAGGGAGAUUCUGUUACUCUAAACAUUAAGCCUCAGAGAGAUAAGGAGCUACUUUGGUUGUUUGGAGAUCAAGAGGCUCUCAUUGCUGAAAUGAAGGUGGAAACCGGAGUCUUUAGAACAUACGAUGGUGCUGAUGGGAGAUUCACAGGCAGACUGGCGCUGGACUAUAGCAGUGGAUCUCUGACCAUCACAAACAUCAGAACUGAGCAUGCUGGACGCUAUCAACUUCAGAUCAUCAGUGAUACGGGACAUCAGUCGGACGAGACAUUCACAGUUUCUGUCUAUGCUCGUCUGCCUGUUCCUGUCAUCAGCAGAGACUCUUCACAGUGUUCCUCAUCAUCAGGAUCAUCAGUGUCAGAAUGUUCACUGUUGUGUUCAGUGUUGGAUAUGAGUCAUGUGACUCUCUCCUGGUACAAAGGAAGCAGUUUAUUGUCCAACAUCAGUGCAUCUGAUCUCAGCGUCAGGCUCGCUCUUCCUCUGGAGGUGGAAUAUCAGGAUAGAAACACCUACAAAUGUGUGCUGAACAAUCCCAUCAGCAACCAGACCAAACAUCUGGACAUCAGUGGACUCUGUCAGCCAUGUCCAGCUCCUCUGCCGAUUCCUGUCAUCAGCAGAGACUCUCCUCAAUGUUCUUCAUCAUCACCAGACCAGAACUGUUCACUGUUGUGUUCAGCCGUGAAUGUGAGUCACGUGACUCUCUCCUGGUACAAAGGAAACGGUUUAUUGUCCAGCAUCAGUGCGUCUGAUCUCAGCAUCAGUCUCUCUCUUCCUCUGGAGGUGGAAUAUCAGGAUAGAAACACCUACAGUUGUGUGAUCAACAAUUCAUUCACCAACCAGACCAAACAUCUGGACAUCUCUCAGCUCUGUCCGCCAUGUUCAGGCCGCACGCACUGUUGUGGUUUUACUGAAACUGUCAUCCGAUUGGCUGGCUCUGCUCUGGUGGGCGUGGCUACUGUUGCUGUUCUGGUUUAUGACAUCAGAUCCAGAAGAUCGUAUCAGAAGAGGAGAGAGCAGAUGACCCCGCCGCACGCAGAUGAAUAUGAUGAUGUGGCAUCAGGUCACUAGGUGAUGAUGAUCAGCUGUCCAUUACAGGAAUGCAAAUAAGGAAUAUACCAACAUCUCAAACUCUGCUGACAUAUUGUCAGUCAUGCAGAGAAUAAUAAAAUCCACAGAAUGAAAACAUGAAAACAAAUACUCUGAUAAUGGACACUUUAAGUGUUUCAUAAGUGAUUAUAAUGCCAUCUGGUGGUUGUUUUUAGUGCCUAAUGUCUUGCUGUAUCUGUGUUGUUCCAAACAUUUACUUUUAAUGUACAUUUUAUAUCUUUUUUUUAAGUGUAACAAUCUUUUCAGUGUAACAAUAUUGUCAGGCAUAUUUACAACAAAAAUCUGUUUAUGCCAUAUUAAUUUUACAUUUUUAAACUUUGCCACUAUCCUAGGUUUUGCCCAUUUGUCAGCAAGAAUUUUUUACUAAUUUAAAAUGCAAUACAAUUUAAUAUGCUCACUUAUUCUUUUAUAUAUUUUAAUAUGUACAGGUCAGAAUAAGUAUGUUGUUUGAUUUUUACAUAAAUAUAAGUGUUACACUGAAUGAUAA
This is a messenger RNA of Megalobrama amblycephala (Wuchang bream), 3192 nucleotides long. RefSeq names its product carcinoembryonic antigen-related cell adhesion molecule 6-like. Bases 1692 to 2666 code for a protein of 324 amino acids. Lineage: Eukaryota; Metazoa; Chordata; Actinopteri; Cypriniformes; Xenocyprididae. The transcript has 5 exons. The record is from RefSeq and is a predicted model, not a curated record.